Messenger RNA from Racocetra persica, 254 nucleotides. NCBI's taxonomy places the organism in Eukaryota, Fungi, Glomeromycota, Glomeromycetes, Diversisporales, Gigasporaceae. The record is from the annotation of a GenBank genome assembly.
UUAAGAAAAUUGGACCUAGUGAUUAUAGAGUUAUUGUUAAAGCUUUGGAUAACUAUCUUGAUGAAGUUACAGCAAGUGGCAAUUCAAGUAUAAAAAAUAUCUUGGAUAAAACUGGUUCAAUAGAAAUUCAAAGAGACGAAUUCCCUUCUAAUAUCAUUUCAUAUCAAAUCCAAGAUUGGGAAGUAUCUUCUCCUCAAGAUAUUAUUCGUCAUAAAGAAGGGACUUGGAUGAAUAUUUUCCUUGAUAGCUUAGAG